GAGAGCGCAGCGGGGUGUGUGAGCUCAGAAGGGUGGAUGAGAGCUGGUCGCGAGGAGGAGAGAGCACGAGAUGCUGCUGCUGACACAUUCCUUCAAAGAUGAAUAACGGCGCAAGAAAAUUGGAGUCACCGGCUGUAGUUUGGAUAGAGAGGAACUGAUUCACUGCUUUCCCAUCCUUGUCUUCGCUCUUGCCUCACCUUCUUUUUUGCAUCUCGUCUAAUUUUCGAUGUGAUUAAAUGGCUUCCGGACGGCGCCGCCAGGCUCCAUGCUCACUCGGAAUACUCCUGCUCGCUGUGGUCGGUAUGACAUGUGGGGGCGAGCUGUCAUUCACCCUGGAGCCCAGUGACAUUAUUGCUGUUCAGGAACAACCUCUGAUGCUGCACUGUCAGGUGGAGGGGAUCCCACCCAUCACCACACAGUGGAGGCGCAACGGAGCUCUGAUAGUGGAGGACCAAAACUAUGUCAUGUUUGCUAAUGGCUCGCUUCUGAUUGGUCACUUCCAGAAGACCAAGUCUGAUGGCUCAUCUGAUGAGGGAGACUAUGAGUGCAUAGCCCAAAAUUUCUUUGGGUUGGUCUUGAGCCGCAAAGCCAGAGUUCAGGCUGCUAGUAAGUAGCAUUUCAAUGCGUUUUAAUUCUGAGAAAAAAACCUUGCUCAGUUCAUA
This is a messenger RNA of Sinocyclocheilus grahami, 662 nucleotides long. Its product is annotated as immunoglobulin superfamily DCC subclass member 3-like. Gene Ontology annotation, molecular function: cell-cell adhesion mediator activity. NCBI's taxonomy places the organism in Eukaryota, Metazoa, Chordata, Actinopteri, Cypriniformes, Cyprinidae. Gene Ontology annotation, biological process: homophilic cell-cell adhesion; axon guidance; dendrite self-avoidance. Gene Ontology annotation, cellular component: axon; plasma membrane. The transcript has 2 exons. The record is from RefSeq and is a predicted model, not a curated record. Bases 237 to 614 code for a protein of 125 amino acids.